CAGCCUACAGACUGCUACUGCUGUUAAUCUGAGGGGCUGUCUGGGUUCUCAUGCCGCUAUGAGAGACUACACGGCCACUCCGAGCAAUGGAGGCGCCUGCAUGCCGUGUUGCCAAGUUUGCGUGUUCGCCUUUACCGCAUUUCUCAUCGUUGCAGAGAGGACGGCGCUGAUCUACUGCUUUGUUUAUUAUCUAUGGGUGGGUCACAACUACUGCUAUGCCCAUCUUGCUGGCUUCACUGCCCUGUUCCUGCUGCCAGGUUGGGGACCUCAGUGGCUCAGUUAUCUGUGGUACCUGUCAGAUGGACGAAUUCGCAGGAAGUCUCUCAGGUGGACACACAUACUGCACCUGGGAAUCUUCAAAAGGCUGUUGGAGUGUAUGCGCCUGCCAGAUGAGGAUGUGUAUGGUGAGAUCAUGCAGCAGGCUGACGCAUCUGCCUUACGACUGUUUGAGGCCUUGGUGGUCACCCUCCCUGAGACGCUGCUCCAGACCUAUGUGCUGUUGAUAAUGACAGUGAACACUUGGCGAAGGGAUUGA
Molecule: messenger RNA, 535 nt
Organism: Melanotaenia boesemani (Boeseman's rainbowfish)
Lineage: Eukaryota; Metazoa; Chordata; Actinopteri; Atheriniformes; Melanotaeniidae
Product: XK-related protein 5-like
Exons: 4
Coding region: 59-535 (158 amino acids)
Biological process (GO): apoptotic process involved in development; engulfment of apoptotic cell; phosphatidylserine exposure on apoptotic cell surface
Cellular component (GO): plasma membrane
Source: RefSeq, a predicted model, not a curated record